AUGGCUCCAGGAACGGCGCCGCAAGCGCAGCAACAGCGCCAAUUCGUGCAUCCGACUGCCAGUCAUGCUAAGAAAAAAGCUCCAAGCGCAUACUCGAUGCAACCGAUUUCUGCCUUCUACUGGUUCCUCGCUGCAGCUCUCGUGUCCGCGUGGUUCGCGCCGAUUCAAGAUUGUGACGAGACGUUCAAUUACUGGGAACCGACCCAUUACUUAUCGCAUAGCUACGGUCUCCAGACAUGGGAAUACUCGCCCGACUAUGCCAUUCGCAGCUGGCUCUACAUUGCCUUCCAUGCUAUCGUUGGCAAUGUGCGCCGAAUAUUCCCUCACUCCAACAAGGUCGCCGAAUUCUAUUUCGUUCGUUAUGGACUUGCAUUUGUCUGCGCUCUUACCCAGACCAUCAUGUUUAUGGUAAUCAGUACCACACUCAACAGCCGAAUUGGCCUAUUCUUCUUGAUGGCCACCGUUGCGAGCCCUGGAAACUUCCAUGCUAGCACGGCUUUCCUCCCAUCUAGUUUCGCUAUGUAUCUGGUCACUCUAGGAGCUGCAGCUUUUAUGAACUGGCGUGGUGGCCUCAAGACCUCUCAGGGCAUGUUCUGGUUUGCUGCUGCCGGUAUCCUUGGCUGGCCUUUUGCUGCUGCACUUUGCGCGCCUUUUAUGCUUGAGGAGCUCAUUUUGCUGGUCUUUGGAGACAAGAUAGCACUGUGGGAGGCAUUUGUUCGCAUUGGUAGAGGUGUGGUUUCAGCUUUCCUCCUUCUUGCUAGCGACUAUUUCGUAAACCUCUUCUUUUAUAAGAAGCAAGUUUCUGUGACGUGGAACAUUGUCAAGUACAACAUCUUCUCAUCCGAUCAUGGCCCAGAGCUUUACGGUACAGAGCCUUGGACCUUUUACUUCAAGAACUUGGCCCUCAACUUUAACCUCUGGUUUGUUCUUGCCCUUGCAGCCCUGCCACUUUUCAUCCUUCAAAAGAUUAUUUCGCCAUCUGGCCAGGGAUUCCAAACCGGCUUGAGGACUGUUGUCUUUCUUUCUCCUUUUUACAUGUGGCUCGCUAUCUUCAGCUCGCAGCCUCACAAGGAGGAGAGGUUCAUGUAUCCUGCUUACCCUUUUCUUGCCCUCAACGCUGCUAUUUCUACCCACAUGAUCUUGACUGCUCUGGGCAACUCGAAUCCAAAGACACUGGCCGGCAAAGUUCCUGCAAAGUUGAAGCUUUUGCUUGUAACUAUUACAAUCAUGCUAUCAAUUGAUAUCGCUGUGCUCAGAGUUUACGGUAUCUGGUCUGCUUACUCUGCGCCUAUGAAGAUCUACACUCCCCUGUGGGAGGGCAAAGAUGGCAGCGCACCUAUUGGCAGGGAAGAAGACACUGUAUGCUUUGGAAAGGAAUGGUAUCGCUUCCCCUCGUCUUACUUCCUACCCCGGGAUAUGCAUGCCAAAUUCAUUCGUUCUGAAUUCAGAGGCCUUCUGCCUGGACAAUUUUCUGAAGCUGAAACCGGCUUUGGUUUCUUCAGUGGAACUUGGCUCCCCACCCAUGGUAUGAACGAUCGCAAUGAAGAGGACCUAGGCAAAUACACCGAACUUCCUGCAUGCAAGUUCCUCGUUGACACGCAGUACCCCUUGAGGACAGAUCCUCUACCAUCGAACGAGCCUGACUAUAUCGAGGACCAUACUAAUUGGGAAGUUGUCAAGUGCGAACUUUUCCUUGAUGCUGCAAACACGCAUAUACUCGCCAGGAUAUUAUGGGUGCCUGAUCUGGACUUUAUCCCAGAUAAAUACAAGAGAAAGUGGGGACGCCACUGCUUACUGCAGCGAAAGAAGCUGAGCGCUGAGCCAUCUGUGUCUGGUUGA
This is a messenger RNA of Fusarium venenatum, 1839 nucleotides long. Its product is annotated as Alg9-like mannosyltransferase family-domain-containing protein. Gene Ontology annotation, cellular component: endoplasmic reticulum membrane. Gene Ontology annotation, biological process: protein N-linked glycosylation. Gene Ontology annotation, molecular function: alpha-1,2-mannosyltransferase activity. NCBI's taxonomy places the organism in Eukaryota, Fungi, Ascomycota, Sordariomycetes, Hypocreales, Nectriaceae. The record is from RefSeq and is a predicted model, not a curated record.